GUCUCGCUCGCUCCUUCCACAGCUAGCUACUACACUACAUUACAUAACGGAUCGAUCGGAGCGUGAUGAUCCAUCCAUGGAGCUCACCACCACCACACACGGGAGAUAGCAAGCAAGCCAGGCAGAGCGACGACUUCCUUUAGCAGCUAGCUAGCUAGCUAACUAGCCAUGCUGCCGUCCUUCGUGUCGCCGACGGCGAGCGCCUCGGUGACGCCUCCGCCGCGGCCGAUACCAGGCAGCCACGGGCCGCCGGUGCUGGGCCCGCUGCGGGACCGCCUGGACUACUUCUGGUUCCAGAGCCAGGACGAGUUCUUCCGGAAGCGCGCGGCGGCGCACCGCAGCACCGUGUUCCGCACCAACAUCCCGCCCACCUUCCCCUUCUUCGUCGGCAUCGACCCGCGCGUCGUCGCCAUCGUCGACGCCGCCGCCUUCACCGCGCUCUUCGACCCGGACCUCGUCGACAAGCGCGACAUCCUCAUCGGGCCCUACAACCCGGGCACCGGCUUCACCGGCGGCACCCGCGUCGGCGUCUACCUCGACACCCAGGAGGCCGAGCACACGCGCAUCAAGACCUUCGCCAUGGACCUCCUCCACCGCAGCGCGCGCAGCUGGCCCGCCGAGUUCCGCGCCGGCGUUGGCGCCAUGCUCGACGCCGUGGACGCCGACUUCGCCGCCAACAAGGCAUCUUCCGCCAGCUACCUCGUCCCGCUGCAGCAAUGCAUCUUCCGGUUCCUCUGCAAGGCGUUCGCCGGCGCCGACCCGUCCGCCGACUGGCUGGUGGACAACUUCGGCUUCACCAUCCUCGACAUCUGGCUGGCGCUGCAGAUCCUUCCCACGCAGAAGGUCGGCGUCGUCCAGCCGCUGGAGGAGCUGCUCAUCCACUCCUUCCCGCUGCCGUCUUUCCUCAUCUGGCCGGGCUACUACCUCCUCUACCGCUUCGUCGAGAAGCACGGCGCCGAGGCCGUCGCGUACGCCGAGACGCAGCACGGCAUCAGCAAGAAGGACGCCAUCAACAACAUCCUCUUCGUGCUCGGCUUCAACGCCUUCGGCGGCUUCUCCGUCUUCCUGCCCUUCCUCGUCGCCAAGGUCGGCGACGCCGCCGACGCCGCGGGGCUGCGCCCGCGCCUGCGGGACGAGGUGCGGCGCGCCAUGGACAAAGCCAAAGACGCCGACGCCGAGUUCGGCUUCGCCGCCGUCAGGGAGUCCAUGCCGCUGGUGCGGUCCACGGUGUACGAGAUGCUCCGGAUGCAGCCGCCGGUGCCGCUGCAGUUUGGCCGCGCGCGCAGGGACUUCGUGCUGCAGUCCCACGGCGGCGCCGCGUACCAGGUGUCCAAGGGCGAGGUGCUGUGCGGGUACCAGCCGCUGGCGAUGCGGGACCCCGAGGUGUUCGACCGCCCCGAGGAGUUCGUGCCGGAGCGGUUCCUCGGCGACGACGGCGCCAGGCUGCUGCAGCACCUCUUCUGGUCCAACGGACCGGAGACGGAGCAGCCGGCGCCCGGGAACAAGCAGUGCGCCGCCAAGGAGGUGGUGGUGGACACGGCGUGCAUGCUGCUGGCCGAGCUCUUCCGGCGAUACGACGACUUCGUGGUGGAGGGCACAUCCUUCACAAAGCUCGUCAAGCGCCAGCCGUCGCCGAGCUUGUCGCCGGCAGCCGCAGCCGGAGCCGGAGCGCAACAGUGACAUGAUGCAUAUAUAGGAUGAUAUAUCGCGCGGUGACCACGUCGCCGUCUCGCCGACGCCGGCCGAGUAGUAACGUGUGUUUGUCAUGCAUACUGUGUGUUGGACUUCAUUCCAACGAUUGAUCGGUGUCUCUCUCUCCCGGCCGUUGAUAAUAAAACACUUGUGCAAUUGCAAAGUGUGGGUGCAUAUGCAGGCAGGACGUACACACUUGUAUAGUGAAUUAGUGAUGCGCUAUUGCUGCUGCAAACAAAUUAAAUGAACAUCUCCUCUUCAUUUGUCUA
Molecule: messenger RNA, 1961 nt
Organism: Sorghum bicolor (sorghum)
Lineage: Eukaryota; Viridiplantae; Streptophyta; Magnoliopsida; Poales; Poaceae
Product: probable inactive linolenate hydroperoxide lyase
Exons: 1
Coding region: 169-1680 (503 amino acids)
Biological process (GO): sterol metabolic process
Molecular function (GO): oxidoreductase activity, acting on paired donors, with incorporation or reduction of molecular oxygen; monooxygenase activity; heme binding
Source: RefSeq, a predicted model, not a curated record